Molecule: messenger RNA, 2173 nt
Organism: Gopherus evgoodei (Goodes thornscrub tortoise)
Lineage: Eukaryota; Metazoa; Chordata; Testudines; Testudinidae
Product: solute carrier family 25 member 33-like
Exons: 7
Coding region: 75-1019 (314 amino acids)
Biological process (GO): pyrimidine nucleotide import into mitochondrion
Cellular component (GO): mitochondrion
Molecular function (GO): pyrimidine nucleotide transmembrane transporter activity
Source: RefSeq, a predicted model, not a curated record
GGCGCCGGGCGGAAGCGAGGAGCGCCGCGCCCGCCGCUCGGAGACAGGCGCCGCAGAGGCCCCGCGCGCUGGCGAUGCACUAUCGGAGCACGGCGCUGCAUCUGCUCGCGGGAGGAUGUGGUGGUACAGCUGGAGCCAUCCUGACCUGCCCCCUGGAAGUGGUGAAGACACGUCUGCAGUCAUCCUCAUUGGCCCUGCGCCCUCUUUGCCUCCCUGAGGUGCAGCUGCAGGGGCUGAAUGGAGGGUUUGUGCGUCCAGCCUUACCCUCCCCUGGUGUGCUCCAGCUAAUGAGGGCCAUCCUGGAGAAGGAAGGAGUCCGCUCCCUCUUCCGAGGCCUGGGUCCCAACCUUGUUGGAGUUGCCCCCUCCAGGGCCAUUUAUUUUGCUGCCUACGCUGGGGCUAAGGAGAGGCUCAAUGUUGUCUUCGUACCCGAGUCCAAGAAAGUUCAUGUGCUCUCAGCAGUCUGUGCAGGGGUCACCUCUGCCACACUUACCAAUCCCAUCUGGCUGGUGAAAACCAGGAUGCAGCUGGAAGCCAGGGCAAGGGAGGAGAAGCACAGUAACGCUCUCCAGUGUGCCAUACGAGUGUACCGCACUGAGGGCCUGUGGGGAUUUUACCGUGGAAUCAGUGCCUCCUAUGCUGGAGUCUCCGAGACAGUCAUCCAUUUUGUCAUCUAUGAGGCGCUGAAACAACAGCUGAGAGAGCAGCAGCCAUUCCUCCCAACAGCCUUUGCACUUGCACCAAACAGCCAUGAUUUCUUUGGACUCAUGGCAGCUGCUGCCAUCUCCAAGACAUGUGCCUCAUGUAUUGCAUACCCACAUGAGGUUGUCCGGACACGGUUGCGGGAAGAAGGGUCCCGCUAUCGCUCCUUUAUGCAGACCCUACGGCUGGUGGUCCAAGAAGAGGGACCCCUGGCUCUGUACCGAGGACUCCUGGCCCAGAUGAUGCGCCAGAUCCCCAACACAGCCAUCAUGAUGGCUACCUAUGAACUGAUCAUCCACUUGGCCACCAAAGUGUGACCCUGCACAAAUGCACCAGCCCCUUGUUGAGGCUGCUGGCUGUGCACAGGAGAGCUAAAAUCUUGUGACUUGACAUGUUUUUCCUGUUCCACAAGGUAGUGCUGGUCACUCUGUAGCAGGAGGUCUGUGUGGUGAUGACCUUGUGUGUGGCAGUCUGCUGACAGGUUACAGUGUUCUCAGGCCAGAGCGGUGGUUCUGGAUGGGGCGUGACCUCUAGCAUCAACCUCCAGAAAGUGUAACUGGUCUGAUGCUCUGAGGUGGCAUAAACCAGCUAGAAUAUGUGCAGUGGGGGCUCCCAGUGCAAAGCACAAGGGCAUGGAGUUCAGUGGGCAAAGAGGAUAAAGGAGGAUAAAUUAAUUAUAAUUACAUUUAAAAAAAAAACGAGGCAGGAUGCCAAUUAAGCAAAUGCAUAUUUCAGCCCUUCCAGUGUCCCUGGCUGGUCAUCCCCAUCACUAGAAAAUACAUGUAUAAUUAACAGCCCCAGGAGCUCCAUUCUUCUUGGGCCUGGCCUAUGGGCAUAGCUGGAUAUGUAGUCAGUGAAUAGGGGGAGUAAACAAAUCUGAAGGAAAUUAUGCAGCAAGCAGAGAUCUUGUGAUAUGGCCUUCAGCCACUCACUAGGAUUCUGCACAGAGUCCUAGCCCCUACACUGUCUUCUUUUAAAGGAUUCUCCAAACCUGAUCCAAACUAGGAUGCGUGGUACUUAGCAGGCAUCUUACAUCAUCUCCUUCAGGGAGCAAACACCCAUGGAAAGAAUCAUACAGCUGAACAAUUAACUGUGCCUUUAUCCCCUCCUUUAAAGAGAGGUCAGGGCAGGAUGUUAGAACGCAGCCCCAUGUAUCAAGAGAAGUAGGAUGCAUCCUGGCAGGGGGAGCUCUGGCCUGGGCAGCUUGUGUUACUAUAGACCCCAUCUAUUCCUCUCUCAGGUCAGUUCUCUGUAGGGGCCAAGCUCUGCCUUCCUCUACGGGAGGUACUGAGACAUGAGGAAUAGUAGAUAUAAGAACCAAGCUGUAUGCCUGGUGUGUGAAACAUAUUGUUCUGUGCCUGUGAAUGUCGUUUAGAGGGUGGAUGCAGGUGUUGAAGUUGAGGGAUUUGUUAAUACACUAAGUGUAUGGAAAAAAUAAGACUAUAAAUUAAAAACAUCAAAUUUGUCUGUA